GCCUUCCGUCUGGAGCGAGCGACAGAAGCGGAGGAGGCGGAGCUAUUACGUCGACCCGGCAGUGCAUACUUAAGUUGCAAAAUGAGCAUCCCGGACUACAUGCAGUGUGCGGAAGAUCAUCAAACUUUACUAGUCGUGGUCCAGCCAGAUGGGAUUGUUCCUGAAGAGAGCUUUUUUAAGAUCUACAAACGAAUCUCAACUGUGAGUCAGAUCAAUGUCCGUGACUCUCAGCGAGUUCUUUAUAUCCGCUACAGACAUCAUUACCCACCAGAAAACAACGAAUGGGGAGAUUUUCAGACGCAUCGCAAAGUUGUGGGAUUAAUAACCAUCACGGAUUGUUCCUCUGGAAAAGACUGGCCUCAAACUUUUGAAAAAUUCCACCUUCAAAAGGAAAUUUAUGGCUCAACCCUUUACGAUUCCCGGCUGUUUGUCUUUGGGCUUCAGGGAGAAAUUGCAGAGCAAACCCGUACGGACGUGGCAUUUUAUCCUAGUUACGAUGAAUGUGAAAACGUGGAAAAGAGAAUAGAAGACUUCAUUGAAUCUCUUUUCAUUGUCUUGGACUCCAAGCGUCUUGACAGAGCCAUCGAUAAGUCUGGAGAUAAGAUCCCACUUCUGUGUGUUCCUUUUGAAAAAAAAGAUUUUGUUGGCCUGGAUACAGACAGUAGUGUGUUUUUGGGUCUCAAAAGACAUUAUAAAAAGCGAUGUCAGGGUCGUAUGCGGAAACAUGUUGGGGACCUUUGUCUACAAGCCGGGAUGUUGCAAGAUUCCUUUGUUCACUAUCAUAUGGCUGUGGAACUUCUCCAUUCUGUAAAUGACUUUUUGUGGCUCGGAGCUGCUCUUGAAGGAUUAUGUUCAGCUUCCGUCAUCUAUCACUAUCCUGGAGGCACUGGAGGUAAACUUGGGCCUCGCAGGGCGCAAGGAGGUUCAUUUUCCGCAGAGGCAGGUAACAGGCACAGACCUGGUGCACAAGAAGUUCUUAUUGAUCCAGGGGCCCUCACAUCAAAUGGCAUCAGUGCAGAUACAAGUUCUGAAAUAGGGCGAGCUAAGAAUUGUCUGAGCCCUGAAGACAUCAUUGAGAAGUACAAAGAAGCUAUUUCCUAUUACAGCAAGUAUAAAAACGCUGGUGUUAUCGAACUGGAAGCUUGUGUAAAGGCGGUGAGAGUGCUUGCAAUACAGAAAAGAAGCAUGGAAGCGUCUGAAUUCCUCCAAAAUGCUGUUUAUAUUAACCUUCGUCAGCUUUCUGAAGAAGAAAAAAUCCAGCGCUACAGCGUUCUUUCUGAGCUCUACGAGCGAAUUGGAUUUCAUCGCAAAUCAGCUUUUUUCAAGCGAGUGGCAGCAAUGCAAUGUGUGGCCCCAAGCAUCGUGGACCCUGGUUGGAGAGCCUGCUAUAAACUUCUUCUGGAAACACUUCCGGGUUAUAGUCUAUCUUUGGAUCCUAAAGACUUCAGCAAAGGAACUCAUCGUGGUUGGGCUGCUGUGCAGAUGCGUUUACUUCAUGAGUUAGUGUAUGCCUCCAGGAGAAUGGGAAACCCAGCACUUUCCGUCCGACAUUUAUCUUUCCUUUUACAAACCAUGCUGGAUUUUCUUUCGGACCAAGAAAAGAAAGAUGUGACACAAAGUCUGGAAAACUAUACGUCAAAAUGUCCGGGAACAAUGGAAUUCAUUACCCUUCCAGAUGGCUUAAAGCUCCCCCCUGUGCCCUUCACUAAACUUCCUAUUGUAAGAUCUGUCAAGCUCUUAAACCUCCCUGUUAGCCUUCGACCACAGAAAAUGAAAAGUCUGCUGGGUGAGAACAUGUCAACGAAAAGUCCCUUUAUAUAUUCUCCAAUAAUCGCUCACAAUCAUGGAGAGGAGCAGAGCAAAAAAAUAGAUUUUCAAUGGGUUCAGGGAGAUGUCUGUGAAGUUCAGCUGAUGGUGUACAAUCCGAUGCCCUUUGAACUCCGUGUAGAAAAUAUGGGACUGCUGACCAGCGGAGUUGAGUUUGAAUCUCUCCCCGCAGCUCUCUCUUUGCCUGCAGAAUCUGGCCUCUAUCCUGUGACACUGGUUGGUGUUCCUCAGUCCCCAGGCCAGAUCAACGUUAACGGCUAUCACACCUCAGUCUUUGGAGUCUUCAGCGAUUGCCUUUUGGAUAAACUCCCAGGAAUAAAGACCUCUGGCUGUUCAGUGGAAGUCAUUCCAUCUUUACCUAGGUUGCAAAUUAGCACUUCGUUACCAAGGUCUGCGCGUACCCUUCAGCCUUCUUCGGGUGACGAAAUUACCACCAGCGUGUCUGUCCAGCUGUACAACGGAGAGACUCAGCCGCUCAUCAUUAAACUUGAAAAUAUUGGAACAGAACCUCUGGAGAAGCUGGAGGUUACCUCAAAAAUGGUCAACAUGAAAGGAAAAAUGUUUGGUGACUUCUUGAGUUGGAAUCUAGAAGAUACACUCUCACAGUUUCCUUUAAAGCCAGGAAGUAUUGCUGUAUUUACUGUGUAUAUUAAAGUCAAGCUUGAUUUCUCCUGUCACGAAAACCUUCUGCAGGAUCUGAAUGAUGAUGGAAUUAGCGUGAGCGGUCUUCCACUUUCCAGUCCCUUUCGACAAGUGAUAAAGCCACGUAUGGAAAAUAAACCUAUAAAUCCACAGGAAGCCACUAAAGUUGGUGACUUCAGUCACAUAAAGGUAGGUGAUCAGUCUUGCUGUAAUAAGUUUUGCAACUUAUAUUAAAUCAGGAAUGGACAGUUGAUUUUUCCCAAGGGAUCACAUGAGAAACUGAGAUU
This is a messenger RNA of Crotalus tigris (Tiger rattlesnake), 2756 nucleotides long. It is a transcript of the gene TRAPPC9, whose product is annotated as trafficking protein particle complex 9. Bases 82 to 2703 code for a protein of 873 amino acids. Gene Ontology annotation, cellular component: trans-Golgi network. The record is from RefSeq and is a predicted model, not a curated record. The transcript has 18 exons. NCBI's taxonomy places the organism in Eukaryota, Metazoa, Chordata, Lepidosauria, Squamata, Viperidae.